Messenger RNA from Lotus japonicus, 1407 nucleotides. RefSeq lists its product as uncharacterized. Lineage: Eukaryota; Viridiplantae; Streptophyta; Magnoliopsida; Fabales; Fabaceae. The transcript is spliced from 2 exons. The coding region runs from base 44 to 1153 and encodes 369 amino acids. The record is from RefSeq and is a predicted model, not a curated record.
UUCGCCGUAUUACAUUCAUUCCGGUGAAAAUCCGUCGGCUACAAUGGUAUCUCCACCUCUCAAUGGAAGGAAUUACAGUGCCUGGGCUCGAUCGAUGAAGCGAGCACUUGUGGCGAAGAACAAGUUCAAGUUUAUCAAUGGCGAAAUUCCAGUUGCAGUACCUGGUGAUGCCAACUACGAUGCUUGGGAUCGCUGCAACAGCUUGAUCCAUUCAUGGAUACUCAAUUCGGUAACUUCUACAAUUGCUAAUAGCAUAGUUUUUGUUGAAAAUGCUUGUGAUGCUUGGAAGGAUCUUCGUGAUCGAUUUUCUCAGGGAGAUUUAGUGAGAAUUGCUGAAUUGCAAAAUGAAAUCAGUAGCUUAAAGCAAAAUACUAUGUCAGCAAACGAUUAUUACACUGAAAUCAAAACUCUUUGGGAAGAAUUGGAGCACUAUCGACCAAUACCUCAAUGUAGAUGUAUUGUUCCCUGUAGAUGUGAAGCCAUAGAGCAAGUAAAAUUGUUUAGGGAGCAAGAUAAUGCUAUCAGAUUUCUUUUGGGACUGAAUGAGAAUUUUGGAGUUAUUAAGUCUCAGAUUUUGAUGUCUAAUCCUCUGCCAUCCAUAGCAAAAGUUGUUUCUUUAGCUAUGCAACAUGAAAGACAGUCAGAUUUUGAAGAAAGUGAUGAAUCAAAGGUUAUAGUGAAUGUUGCAGAAGGAAGAAAGUCAUAUGGCAGGGGAAAAAUGCCUAAUUCUAGUUAUUCUGGAAAUUCUAGUUAUUCUGGAUACAAGGGUGCAGGAAAAUUUUGUACCUAUUGCAAGAAGCCUGGUCAUAUUAUUGACAUCUGCUAUAAACUGCAUGGUUAUCCCAACACUUCCAAUACUAAAUUUGCUUCUAAUUCCACUACUCAUGUAAACAAUGUCAGUGGAGGUAGUGGAGGUUAUGAUACAGAAGAUGAUCAAGGAGAUGACUCAAUUCAAAUAAAAGAGAGUGAAGAACCAUUCACAACUGAUCAGUACAAAAGAAUAAUGUCUAUGAUUCAACAAGUUGCUGGUUCAUCAAAGAAAGUUGCAGAAACAGGACAAGUUGCAGUUAAUCAUGUGAUCAGAACUACUAAUCAUAAUUCAGGAACCACAGGGCAUGGAGGUGCAUUCCCAGAAGAGGAUUGGUUUGGGUAGCUUGAAGGAAGACAAGUUAUACCAUUUAGUAGUUACAAGUCCUUCUAGUGUAUGUUUUAGUGUUCAGCAUUCUGUUUCUGAAAUAAACAGCUCCACUCAGGUUAUUCCACCUGGAGCUUCGUGGCAUUUUAGGUUGGGACAUUUGUCUCAUGAUAGGAUUCAAGCUUUGAAUAAAUUCCAUAGUUCAGUAAAUAUUAGUAGUUUACUAGUAUGUGAUAUCUGUCAUCUGGCCAAGCAGAAGAGGAAAAUGUUCC